This is a messenger RNA of Arabidopsis lyrata subsp. lyrata, 1277 nucleotides long. Its product is annotated as peptidyl-prolyl cis-trans isomerase CYP19-1. Gene Ontology annotation, cellular component: plasma membrane; cytosol. Bases 111 to 839 code for a protein of 242 amino acids. Gene Ontology annotation, biological process: protein peptidyl-prolyl isomerization. The record is from RefSeq and is a predicted model, not a curated record. Gene Ontology annotation, molecular function: peptidyl-prolyl cis-trans isomerase activity. The transcript has a single exon. Lineage: Eukaryota; Viridiplantae; Streptophyta; Magnoliopsida; Brassicales; Brassicaceae.
ACAAAACAAAAAUCACAGCUGAAUGUAAUUAAACCUAAAUUAGAAGAUGAAUUUCUAUAAAUUCAUUUUAUUCACAAACGCAGUCGCAUCUCUCCCUAAUAUCUCUGGAGAUGGAAAUGAGUUUUACAAUUCAUGUUCCGGCUGGUUGUCAGUUUACAAUUAACGUUAAACCAGUUGUCGGACUCGUACCACCGGCUGGUGGAGGUGGUGGCGGAUUAAACGUUAAUGUUCAUCCUCCGGCUGGUGGCGUUGAACAAGUUAAGGAUGAACCCCUCAUAGUAGAAACCUCUAACCUUACUGAUCCAUCUUUGAAAAUGGCUAACCCUAAAGUUUUCUUUGAUAUGUCCGUUGGUGGCAAACCGGCUGGUCGGAUCGUGAUAGAGCUCUUUGCCCACACGACCCCACGGACGGCGGAGAACUUCCGAGCCCUCUGUACUGGCGAGAAAGGCAUGGGGAAGCUUGGUAAGCCACUCCACUACAAGGGAUCAAUCAUCCACCGUCUGGUUCCCGAUCAAAUGUUAUGUGGAGGAGAUAUCACUGCUGGUGACGGAUCCGGAGGGGAAUCAAUCUAUGGGGACAGAUUUUUCGAGGAUGAGAACUUCAUCAAUAAGCAAACAGGUCCAGGUAUCCUCGCCAUGGCUAACCGUGGUAUUGACACCAACGAAUCUCAGUUCAUGAUUUGCAUGGAGGGGAGCCCUAUUAUCGAUACUGAGCAUGUUGUGUUCGCCCAUGUUGUUGAAGGAUUGGAUGUGAUCAGGAGUAUUGACAAAGAGGUCGGAACUGGUAACUGCGUACCUUCCAAGCCCGUGAUCAUCGCCGACUGCGGACAGAUCUCAUAAGUCUUUGAGUUUUUUAUCCUACAAAUUCAUGUUUGGUUCGGUAUGUUUUUGUUCUUCGUUUUGAUUUGAGUUUGGUGUUUCCAUCUGAGUUUAGAUUAGCUACAUUUGAAUAAUGAUGCGUCUGUCUAUCUUUUCGCUACAACAAAACACACCUAAAAUGCCUUAGAAACUCAUUUCACAAACUAUAUUUGAUCAAAGAAAAAAAUAAAGAUCCUAGUAAAAAGUUUAACACAAAAAGUUCUUGACAUUGUAAUGUUCUAUAACCCUCCUUAGUUAUAAAGAGGAACAAAACCGUUUACCCGUCUAUAUGGCAGCGACAUUAAUAAGUUUCUCUCGUGGACUGGCCCGCUCUUGCAGCAACCUUCGCCUUCGUUUUUCACUUUCACUCCAUUUCCAUCUCCAUGUUUCUAUGUUUCCAUUAUCAAGCUGUUGCUUUUG